This is a messenger RNA of Microtus oregoni (creeping vole), 1440 nucleotides long. RefSeq names its product YdjC chitooligosaccharide deacetylase homolog (gene Ydjc). The record is from RefSeq and is a predicted model, not a curated record. Gene Ontology annotation, biological process: carbohydrate metabolic process. Gene Ontology annotation, molecular function: deacetylase activity. The transcript is spliced from 5 exons. NCBI's taxonomy places the organism in Eukaryota, Metazoa, Chordata, Mammalia, Rodentia, Cricetidae. The coding region runs from base 195 to 1166 and encodes 323 amino acids.
CCAAAAGAAGAAAUUUGCAGAGCAGUUAACCCGGCCGUUUGCAAGACACUCAGAGACCUCUUGCUAGCAAAAACAAUGGCGGCGUGCAGUCGCAUUUAGUCGCGUGCGUCGGGGUGGGGCCUCGGCAGCGUUCAAGGGCGGGGUCUGGAUGCUGCAAUCCAUUCUCUCUGGUCUCCAGCCAACGUUUGGCAGCUAUGGCUUGGCCUCGUGUGCAGCUGGUUGUCACAGCUGAUGACUUUGGUUACUGCCCGCGGCGCGAUAAGGGCAUCGUGGAGGCCUUCCUGGCAGGAACUGUGACCAGCGUGUCACUGCUGGCCAACGGCACAGCCGCAGAGAGCGCAGCCGAGCUGGCCCGCAGGCACAGCAUUCCCACGGGCCUCCACGCCAACCUGACUGAGGGCCGUCCUGUGGGUCCCGCCCGCCACACCGCCUCGUCGCUCCUCAGCUCAGAAGGCUUCUUUCUCGGGAAGAUGGGAUUUCGGAAGGCCUUAGAGGCUGGAGACGUUGCUUUGCCUCAGGUGCGGGAGGAACUAGAAGCUCAACUCAACCGCUUCCGGGAGUUGUUGGGCAGGUCCCCCACGCAUGUGGACGGGCACCAGCACGUGCACGUGCUCCCAGGUGUGUGUCAGGUGUUCGCCGAGGCCCUGCAGGCGUUCGGGGUGCGUUUCACGCGGCUGCCAGUGGAACGCGGCGUGGGUAGCUGCUCGUGGCUGGAAGCACCAGCGCGUGCCUUCGCCUGCGCUGUGGAGAACGAUGCCCGGGCCGCCAUGGGCCCCUUCUCCCGCCACGGCCUGCGGUGGACCGAUGCCUUUGUGGGCCUGAGCACUUGUGGCCGGCACAUGUCUGCUCACCGAGUCUUGGCGUCACUGGCGCGGGCCCUGGAAGAUAUCCCUGCUGGCCGUCCCCUGACUGCCGAACUGAUGGCACACCCAGGAUACCCCAGUGUGCCUCCAGCAGGGGGCUGCGGUGAGGGCCCCGAUGCUUUCUCUUGUUCUUGGGAGCGGCUGCAUGAGCUGCACGUCCUCACGGCACCAACCCUGCGGGCUCGGCUGGCCCAGAAUGGUGUGCAGCUCUGCGCCAUAGACGACCUGGAUUCCAAAAGGCCGGGGGAAGGGGUUCCCUGUGAGGCAUCUCUGGAGCCCUUCCUGAAGCCUUCCCCACCCUGACACCAAAGGCCAGCUACGAACUGCCUCUCACUGUGGAGGAAGGCCAGGGCUAAAGCCUGGAACCAGGUCUUAUAGCAGGGUCUGGCUUACAGAGUGACAAGUCACUAAACCAGGUCCUUGCGACUGAGUAGUAUUGGGCAGCCCUGCCUGCAGACAGGCAGGGCUAGUCAGAGACAUCUGGACUUAGGGUCUGAUGAGCAUUUGGUGCCAAUUCAUGUGCAAAUCACAACCACUUGUUUAGUGGAGCAGUGGAGAGAUGUUGGUGUGUUAAUAA